Molecule: messenger RNA, 684 nt
Organism: Echinostoma caproni
Lineage: Eukaryota; Metazoa; Platyhelminthes; Trematoda; Plagiorchiida; Echinostomatidae
Source: the annotation of a GenBank genome assembly
ACAUUUGUUAUCUCUUGCUCGCAAGGUGUCGUCGGUCGUCUGUGUCUGUUACGCACAUUGUUUCGUAUUGAAGACAUGUUGCGCGGCUACUUCGAUUUCACAGAUGCUCAAGUUCCUUGUCUCGGUUGUCAUUUAAGUCUGCAAUAUGAGGAACGAUAUCUGGAUCCACAUGCCAUCCUAUGCGAACCAGUUGAUUUAACCAGUUGUCGAGAGACUGCCAGUAAUACGCUAUUCACGUCGUUGCCGCUGAACGAGAAAGGUGAACCGCAAACUCUCUCGUUCUCCUUUGGAACCAAUGGUGCGCGCAUCACAACUUGGGCUGAACUUCAUCUGGCUUGUCUUUCCAAGCACUUACUUCCCUUCACAUUGCCCAUUCCAAUCAACGCAACUCCUCAGUUUUGCGCUCAAAAUGCAUCCUUGCUUAUUGACGGACGUUGGAGAUUACGUCUAGAAUUCAUCUUAUCUCCAGACACAGCGUGGUCUGCAUUAGGUUCGGGGCCACCCGGGUCUUCUUCAUACAACUCCGGUGAAAAUCCAGUUUCGGAUGAAUGGGCUCUAUCCAGUUAUUUGCGUACCGAAAAGUUGGCCUGGCAUCUACCCAUUCAGCUCGUUUCUUCCGAUCCAUCCAUAGUGUGCAUGCCACAGAAUACCAGCACAAUGCCAAUAAUUCUACCGGUUUAUUGA